Ooceraea biroi (clonal raider ant) is the source of this 3101-nucleotide messenger RNA. Its product is annotated as chymotrypsin-1. NCBI's taxonomy places the organism in Eukaryota, Metazoa, Arthropoda, Insecta, Hymenoptera, Formicidae. Gene Ontology annotation, molecular function: serine-type endopeptidase activity. The record is from RefSeq and is a predicted model, not a curated record. Gene Ontology annotation, biological process: proteolysis.
UAUUAACGUGGACGAAAAGAUUUCAUUGAUCACUGCGUUAUUCGCACUAUAAAGAAAAAGAAAUAUAUACAAUAUUCAGUCAUAUUUAGUUCAGUGAACUAUAAUAACAUUGUAUAUCUUAUUAAUAAUGAUAUUACUGCGAUGCAUAUCUCGCUUAUUUUGGUAUUACAUGUCAAAUUCGCAAUUUAAUUCGACAUAUUAAUAACAUAUGUAUAAUACAUAUAUACAUAUAAAGUUAACGAUCUCAGUAAAUGUUAUGCCUGAUAACACAAAAUACUAAAUACGUAAUGCUCUUAAUACAUGACAAUAUGUGUGUGUAUAUUAAACAUAGAAAAUAUAAUUCUUUAACGAAACAGAAGCAAGAGACAUUUCUUAAUCUCCUUUUUUUAUUAUUGCUUUGUCGAAACAAGUUCUCUCCGUUUUUACUAAAUCUUAUAAAGUUUUAAUUAUUUAUUCAAGUGUACAUCCUUUCUUACUUCAUUUUUCAUUGUUAGCAUUUUAUUUAUAGAUAUUCCUUACAUAUUUUCACUUGACGAUUAUAUAAAUUAUAUAAUAAAAAUAAUAAAAUAUCAGUAGUAUAUCUUGACCAUAAAUAUAUAUUUUAUUUACCGUUAUAUAUCGCAAUGACUAAAUUUCGCAAAAUUUCGCUUUUCGAAAAUAUCGCGAAAGCAACGAAAUUAAUUUAAUUAAUUAAGUAAAAUGUAAAAUGCGGAUAUCUUACAAGUUUAUUUAAAUUAAAUAAUAGCAGCUGUUUGCCAAGGUUAACUAGAAAUAUGGAAUAAAUAUGCGAACGAAAUUAUAGAGAUAGCUACUUCAAUCUAUUUUUCAUUAAUUAUUGAAGAGGUUACGUUUAUCACAUAUAAACGAAUUAAACAAAUAUUUAAUAUAUAUAGUAAUUCUAUCGAAAUACUAUUUACAUGUUUGCUUUCAUCUUUGUUAUUUGCUGCAAAAAUAUUAAUUUUAAACUUUACAUCUUUUUUUAUAUACGAAAAGUUGUUGGUGCACGUAUUCUACGUCCAUAAUUAAUACUAAAUUUUCCUAUAUUAACGCAUUCGCGACCGGCAAUGUAUUUCUACGUCAUUUUACAAUCUUUAGCUGGUUGCCGACGACAUAGUUCUAAGAUAUCUGUUAUUUAUCACGAGUUACUUGUAUUUUGCAAUGACUAAGACUUUAUUAUUUCUUAUUACAUCUUUACAAUAUGUUUAGCAUUUUUAAAUUUAUAAAUUUUCAAGUUUUUCAACUUGUAUUUCUAACAUCUACAUUUUUUUGAAUUGUAAACAAUAAGUAAUUAUAAGCAUUAUAGAUAAAGUAAUAUUUUUUACAUUUACUCCCAUUAAUAAGAAAACCUUGGGGUGUUCAGCUAGGCUCUCGCAUCGGAACCGCCGGUUGCGAAUAUGGUAAAUACUGUAAAUACUGUAAAUAAUUUUCUCGCAGAUUUAAUUAGUAAUUUUCCAGCAUCGUAUGCUUAAAUGAAUGAACAGAAGCAAUAACGGAAAAAUUACAUGUCUCGUAUAUUUUAUCGCAUGUUUUUUAUCAUCACUAUGUAUGUAAUAUAAUUCUUCUUCAUUUAAUUUCUCACUUUGUGACAACUAAGGCUGCAAUGUUUGAUUUUGCUACAUCUGUAUCAUCAAAAUACAGGAUACAAACGUCAUUGCUUAUUUACUGUAAGAAAUGCGGUCUGUUCGCCAAGGUCGAGCAUAGAUAUGAAUGCAAUAUAAAAGGAAGUGUAAAUUGUCAGUUUCGCUUCCAGUUUCGAACUUGGCUUGCAUUGAUCAUCAAGCAUGUUGCCCUUAACCGUCUUCUUGGUGCUCGGCGUUCUCGCGCAGCAGACGUUCGCUGACGAACCCGAAGCGAUCGUCGGUGGUCAGCGCGCUGCACCAGGUGAAUUCCCGUGGCAGUGCUCCUUGGUUGUGAAUGGCGCCCACGUGUGCGGCUGCUCCAUCAUUGGCCCUAACAAGAUUCUGACUGCGGCCCACUGCUUGGAUGGUGUCGUUGUACCACCCUACAGCAAUCUUCGCGUCCUUACUGGAAACCUUAACAUCAACCAAGGAAGUUCUCAUGUUGUGAGAAGCGCACGCAUACAUCCUAACUACAUCCCGACCGCAUCGGCAUCCUGGGUGAACGACGUUGCUGUCAUCACUCUUCAAGGAUCAAUCCAAUACAACAACGUCCAAAGGGCUAUUCCUCUUGCUAACACUCCGCCAACGGUUGGUACGGUAUGUACUCUGUCUGGUUGGGGAUUGACUGCUCCGAAUGGACGAGUUUCACCAGUCCUUCUCAAGAUGGAUCAAUCCCUGGUUUCCACUCAAACUUGCGAAAACAGACACGGAAUGAGACUUACCGAUAGCCACUUGUGCGCGCUCAACAGACGCGGAAUCGGUGCUUGCUCGGGUGACAGCGGCGGCCCACUUGUAUGCAACGGCAAGCAAUACGGUAUUACUUCCUGGGUCGCUUAUUGCGCUCUCGGGGAACCUGAUGUUUAUACCAACGUCUACCAUCAUCUCAACUUUAUUAAUUGCAAAUAUUUCUAUUACGCAGGUAUGGAUAUCUCCAAUAAGAGAAAAGUGGAACAACAAAUUGAAGGUAUUUCUCCCAAAAGUAAUUCAAAAUUAAAUGAACAAUUGGAUCAAUUAAAUUCAGUUUAUGGUAGAAAACUGCAAUCACCGAUACUUGGCCACCGUUUUCAAUUUCCUGAUUUACCAAAAAAUCAUGUAUCAUGCAUAGCUUUGGAUACAUCUCUUUUGCAGAUUCCCGUUUAUACUCAUUUGAAAAUAUACGACUUGAAGCCUGUGCACCGGCCGCGAAUGCCUUCGAUAUUAUCAGCGUUGCAUUUACCGCUUUCGGAAGAUAUCGCACUUAGUAAAUCCUCAAAAGAAGUAUCUACUGCACGAAUGAGCGAGGAAGGCCAAAUAUCUGCCUCGUAUAAUGCUAAAAAUACUAUGAGAAUUGAAUAAAACCUGAUCAAUGACAAUCUUGGACGUGCCAGAUUCGUUGCAAUAAUUAAUCACCGCGAAGCUCCGAAAAUAGACAUUGAAAAAGCUGUCCAUGACGUUUGCAUUGUAACAAUAUGCAUACUUAUAAAUAAAAAUUUUAUUAUGUUU